CCGCGACCCCUGACACAAGCGCGCCGCGCGUGUUCCCCGCUGCGACCGCAACCGGCAUCAUCACGCACGGAGCGCUAGUAUACGGCGGGGUCGGUGGCCCGGGCCUUUGCCCUCCGAGAGGCUCCGACCUCCCGCCUUUGGAGCUCGGCUUCCGCGGCGGGUGGCGGGAUGACGAGCUGCUGCCGUCCACCCCGGCCAGCCAAGCCGCUUCGACCCAGAGCGGAUCCUCCGCUACGGACAAGGGCCAGAACGUGGAAUGUGUCGUCUGCGGCGACAAAUCCUCGGGCAAACACUACGGCCAGUUCACUUGCGAGGGUUGCAAAUCCUUUUUCAAGAGGUCCGUCAGAAGAAACCUGACGUACUCCUGCAGAGGAAACAGGAACUGCCCCAUUGACCAGCACCACAGGAACCAGUGCCAGUACUGCCGACUCAGGAAAUGUCUCAAAAUGGGCAUGAGGAGAGAAGCUGUACAAAGAGGCCGAGUGCCACCAACGCAACCUACCGGCCUCGCCCUCCCUGGUCAGUUUGCCCUCGCAAACGGAGACCCCGCAGCCGGCCUCAACAGCCAUCCCUACCUGUCCUCCUACAUUUCCCUGCUCCUCCGAGCAGAGCCAUACCCAACCUCAAGAUACGGCCAGUGCGUUCAGCCUACCAAUGUGAUGGGAAUAGACAAUAUCUGCGAGCUUGCCGCGAGGCUGCUGUUCUCCGCGGUGGAGUGGGCGAGGAAUAUCCCGUUCUUCCCCGACCUUCAAGUGACCGACCAGGUCGCGCUCCUGAGACUAGUCUGGUCGGAGUUGUUCGUGCUCAACGCGUCCCAGUGUUCUAUGCCGCUGCACGUGGCUCCGCUGCUGGCGGCCGCGGGUCUGCACGCCUCGCCGAUGGCGGCAGACCGAGUGGUCGCCUUCAUGGACCACAUACGAAUCUUCCAAGAGCAAGUGGAGAAGCUGAAAGCGCUUCACGUCGACUCGGCGGAGUACUCCUGUCUGAAGGCCAUCGUCCUCUUCACGACAGAUGCCUGCGGGCUAUCAGACGUGCCACACAUAGAGAGUCUACAAGAGAAGUCUCAGUGUGCACUUGAAGAGUACUGUCGGAGUCAGUACCCGAACCAACCCACGCGCUUUGGUAAGCUGCUCCUGCGGCUACCAUCGUUACGGACGGUCAGUUCACAAGUGAUAGAACAGCUGUUCUUCGUCCGGCUCGUAGGGAAGACUCCCAUCGAGACCCUGAUUAGGGACAUGCUCCUCUCCGGUAGCUCUUUCUCGUGGCCGUACAUGGCGACCAUGUGACAUACGAUGUGGAGACAGCUGGCGGCGGCCUGAUCGACGCCUUACGGCUUCCCGCCGUACCUGCCGAGCCAGCGCUUCGACCCGUUCCAGAGGUACCAGAGAGAGGCAGAGGACGCGGUGACGUCAUCCAGCGAGUUCCACGAGAGCACUGAGAACGCGACCGCUUCUGAGGAGUACUUCGGGUCGAGGACCAGCAGAGACAGCGAGAGAGCCGACCCUUGCCCGACCUUCGAUCCCAUUUCGGCGUUCUACGCGCCGAAGACGACCGAACCAGAAUCUUUUGAGGCGCCCCCGACCUCAGCGGGCACGGACAAGACCGGGAAGACUUCCAUGACGAUCGACAACCUCCUGAACAUCCGGAGCCAGGAACCAUGCGUGGUGCCAGACAUGAAAUAAGACGAUUAGUGCAUAAGUGGGGUCAGUAGUGUCUAUUAGUUCAAGUUUUCCUUUGUUCCUCUGUAAAAAUAUAGGCUAGAUUUAAUAUUUAAUACUGUAAAUAAAAGUUUUUAUUAUUGUAAAUGUAUAGUUAAUGUGAUAAGGUAUGAGAGAACUGUUUUCUACAAUUGUGGACGCUCUUACACAAUGUUUCUGUGUCCAGACUACGUGUUUCCAAAGUGUUUGAACUCAGUGUUUUUUUAUUUAAACUGUUAUCUUUAGGUAUCAAUCUUGGAUUGAUGAAGCGCAAUAAAUUGUACAUUGGACGUGCAAUGUUGGUGUGAAUUGUGUAGUUAUGUAUGUAUAGAGAUAAAUAUUUAAUAAGGGUUUACAUGCCCCAGAUUUUCAAAUAUGCGUCCCUCUACUUAUCUUUGUUUAUGGAGAAUUCGUUUUAUUUGGAAUAAUAGAGACACAGACAGAAAUUUUUAAAUAUAAUUAAAUUGAAAAUUUGAA
Ostrinia furnacalis (Asian corn borer) is the source of this 2174-nucleotide messenger RNA. RefSeq names its product COUP transcription factor 2 (gene svp). The transcript is spliced from 4 exons. The annotation marks the transcript as partial. Gene Ontology annotation, biological process: regulation of DNA-templated transcription. Lineage: Eukaryota; Metazoa; Arthropoda; Insecta; Lepidoptera; Crambidae. Gene Ontology annotation, molecular function: DNA-binding transcription factor activity; sequence-specific DNA binding; zinc ion binding. The record is from RefSeq and is a predicted model, not a curated record.